GAGCCGGUCCCCGCAGCGCCCCGGGAUGAACGCGGUGGGUCUGCCGAUUCAGCCGACCGGGCGGUUAAUUCCCCACGGUGCCCAGAGCUGGUCGCCUCGAGUAUGGGAAGCCUUGACAGUGACUGUAAUCGCGGUCAGCGUAACGUCCUGGAUAUAUUUUCGGAAAAGAAGUUCUGACAGGUCGGUCUCUGUGUGGAGGAGUAAUCUGGUCGUGGAGAUAUUACUGCAGGUGGCGAUACUUUCAGGAGCAAUGCUCAUCUCCUACUGGAACACGGCAAACCUAGAGUUGUUUCUGUUGAAGGGGCUGGACCAUCCCAUCGUGGCCCUGGUGGGUGAAAGCGCUGUAUUGAACUGCUCGGUCACAUUCCGCCUCCAGGACAGGGGGCUGGGGGUCGAGUGGAGGAACCUGAGGACUCGAGCUGUGGUCCUGGCCUGCGACGAUCAGGGGGGGCCUUGCCAGUCCUUCCGGAACGGGACACACCUCCUUGGUGACCAGCUGGAGGAUGGAAACGUGUCGAUCAGACUAGAGGGGGUCCAGGCCUCCGACGCAGGGAUGUACCAGUGCACCGUCUUCUCUGGGACCCACUCCAGCUACGUGUCAAUGCAUCUAAAGGUUGUGGCCCUUGGCACGAAGCCCACCUUAUCUGCAGAGCAGUUCAACGAGACCUCCUUCCUGUACACAUGCCGGACAGAAGGCUGGUUCCCCGAACCCGCCCUCAUCUGGAAGAACAGUGAGGGGAAGAACCUGUUGCCACUGUCAAAGGUAACCAAGACAACAGGAGAGGAAGGCCUGUACAAGUUGGAGAUCCAGCACUGGACAGCCCAGGUUGUCCCACCGUCUGUCACUUGCAUCAUCCACAACAGGGUGAAUAACAUCAAGAAGGUGUCAACUGCAUGUACCAGAGAACUGCUUCCACACACUCAGUUCUACAUUGGCGAAACUGAAUGGAAACACAUCCAAAGUUUCUCAGUUUCCCAGAGUCUGGACACGGACACAGCCAAUCUACACUUUGGCCGCUCAAAUCACCUCACCAGCAUGGCGGUGGGCUCCCUGCCAGCACUGGCCUCUGGACCGCUUUACAGCCUGCAGCUCAGCCCCUGUGCCCUCUCCUCCCGUGCUAUUUCCUCAGAUCGGGCCUACUGGGAGGUGGAGGUGGGUAGGAGCCAGGAAUGGCACCUGGGCCUGCUGGGACAGAGGGACAAUGACAAAGCCUGGGGAGAGGGAUCAACCUGGGUACGGACCCUGUCCCGGCUCAACAAGACGGUGUAUGGGGUGACAGGCUCCCCAGGGCGGACCCUGGUGCUGGACAAUGAGCCUACAGUGGUGGGCCUGUACCUGAACCACCUGCGAGAGUACCUCUCCUUCUUUGACGCUCGCAGGCAGCUGCACCUCUGCACGUUGACAGUUGACUCCACCAAAAGGCUCCACCCCAUCUUCUGCACUCCUUCCCCCACGGCACAGGCCCAUAGCAACACUGGUAGUGACAGAGGGGUCUGA
Mobula hypostoma (lesser devil ray) is the source of this 1498-nucleotide messenger RNA. Its product is annotated as butyrophilin subfamily 1 member A1-like. Gene Ontology annotation, biological process: T cell receptor signaling pathway; regulation of cytokine production. Gene Ontology annotation, molecular function: signaling receptor binding. Gene Ontology annotation, cellular component: external side of plasma membrane. Bases 26 to 1498 code for a protein of 490 amino acids. NCBI's taxonomy places the organism in Eukaryota, Metazoa, Chordata, Chondrichthyes, Myliobatiformes, Myliobatidae. The record is from RefSeq and is a predicted model, not a curated record. The transcript is spliced from 8 exons.